Molecule: messenger RNA, 1634 nt
Organism: Aphis gossypii (cotton aphid)
Lineage: Eukaryota; Metazoa; Arthropoda; Insecta; Hemiptera; Aphididae
Gene: igl
Product: neuromodulin
Exons: 4
Coding region: 371-940 (189 amino acids)
Molecular function (GO): calmodulin binding
Source: RefSeq, a predicted model, not a curated record
UUACGUCCGUUAACCGAAAAAUACCUAUGCGCUCCGUAGUCGUUUGCACCGCAAUAAACCCACGCAAACCGUACUUACGACUCGGCGGUUGACGUACGUCGACGUUACGACCCCUGCAAGCUACCGGCGGCGGUCGUAUAGUCGGCACGGACUGAAAAGUCGUCUCUCUGCACCGCGUUCUCUGCACACAGUUAUUUCCGGGACCGUGACGACCGCACACGACCCGUGGCCGACGGGGCACACACACACCGCUGUUAUUCGAAUGCGGUCCGGCACGACGACGGCGGCGCGACGGCAGCGGCGGAGGAGCCGGAAGAGCCACCGCGGGUGAUGCGCUGCGCGGCCGACCGCGGUCACCGUAAUCGUCAUCAUGGGCUGUAACCCUAGCAAAGACGGAAGCGCCGUCGGCGGCGGCAGAGGAGUCGCGGGCGAAGGCGGUGGAGACGGCGGCGGAGGGGUCGCCGACAAAUCGUCGUCGGCCGCCGAAUCCGGUGCGGCCGAAACGCUCUUGAUACCGUUGAGUGACGAUUUGGGAGAACGCGACAGUUUGACCAGUUCGGUUAGCGAAGAAGAAAACUCCGACACGAUGAAAACAUCCGAGGAAGUAGAUUUCGAAAAGGAAUUCCGACCGGAUGACGUUGAAUUGUGUCACGCCGCGACCAAAAUCCAAGCUUCGUUCCGAGGUCAUAUGACUCGGAAACAGCAAGCUGGUGGAAAAGAUGAGCCUGGUGGCGCUACCGCUUCUGCUUUGACUUCUAAAGAAGAGACUCUCGAAUCACAGUUGAAAAACGUCGACAUAAACAAGGACGCGGACCUAGACCAGCUGUUGGACGUGGACUUGGCAGAUCCGGAGCUGCACAAAGCCGCCACGAAGAUUCAGGCAUCGUUCCGCGGGCACAAAGCUCGGAAGGCUGACGACGCAAUCGAUACCAAGCAAUAGGACCACCCGCUACUGUAUAAAAUUUCCAUUAUUAUUAUUAACAUUAUUUUUUUUCUUACAUUCAACAAUGCUAUAUGGUAAUAAUAAUAAUAAUAAUAAUAAUAUCUAUCAAGGACGGACGAGUUAAUCAGCAUAAUACGACAGCUGCAACUGUUGUACUAUACCACAUUGGUUAUUAUUAUUAUUAUCAUCAUCAUCAUCAUAGUCAUUUUCGAUAAUAUUAUUUUAUUUCACUGCGGAUGUAGGAGAGGAAACGUUUUAUUAAAAUUACAUUUACUACAUUUAAUAUAAUAUAUAGGUUUUCCGACGCUGUCGUGACAAGUUUCUUAUUAGAUUCAGCAAAAAAAAAAAAAUAAUAAUAAUACGUCAAUCGGUUCGUAAACCACAGCAUUAGAUACCUAUAUUAUAUAACUAAUUAAAUAAAGUAUCGUUCAAUUUUUUUUCUCUCUUAAGCUAUAAUAACAUUCCUUUUCCGCCAUCCUCGUCGUAUUUUAUAAUACAGUCAUAAUAUUGUAUUCAUUUUCACUAUGUCGAUUGUGACCAACGCGAAAUUCGUAUCAAUGUGUAAUUAUUAUUAUUAUUAUUACUAUUAUUAAUAUUAUUAAUACCUAUAUGUAUAUUUUAAAACACGCACAUCAAUUUAAAUACUUUUCUGGAGUUUCUACCAAAAUAAUAAACUACGGUCAAUAUUGUA